This is a messenger RNA of Thunnus maccoyii (southern bluefin tuna), 2821 nucleotides long. RefSeq names its product solute carrier family 5 member 9 (gene slc5a9). Gene Ontology annotation, biological process: transmembrane transport. Gene Ontology annotation, molecular function: D-glucose:sodium symporter activity. Gene Ontology annotation, cellular component: plasma membrane. Bases 282 to 2126 code for a protein of 614 amino acids. Lineage: Eukaryota; Metazoa; Chordata; Actinopteri; Scombriformes; Scombridae. The record is from RefSeq and is a predicted model, not a curated record. The transcript has 16 exons.
AUGGACGACGACGCACCUCUAGACAUCCCUUUGCCAUCCCUGGGCCUUUUCAACUGCCAAACACCGCUGGUGACGCUACACCAAAGCAACGCUGGACCUUCCGAGAUGACGCUUCGACCACGACAAAACACGUUAACAGAGGGGCUGAUUUGGAAGGCGGGCUGCCGCCUCCGCCAGUAGGCAGCAGCUCCUCUGGGUUCACCACUGCAGCACCUCCCAGCACAGGUCUUGGUGUGGAAGCUGCUGACAUUGCUGUGGUUGUCGUCUACUUAAUCUUUGUGAUGGUGGUUGGAAUCUGGUCAUCUGUGCAAACCAAUCGCAGCACUGUGGGAGGUUACUUCUUAGCUGGACGCUCAAUGACAUGGUGGCCUAUUGGAGCUUCUCUGAUGUCCAGUAAUGUUGGCAGUGGUCUGUUUAUUGGUCUAGCGGGAACAGGAGCAGCAGGAGGCCUUGCUGUUGGGGGAUUUGAAUGGAAUGCAGCUUGGGUGCUGGUGGCUCUGGGCUGGAUCUUUAUCCCUGUCUACAUCUCUGCUGGUGUGGUGACUAUGCCUGAAUACCUGGCCAAACGCUUUGGUGGCCAGAGGAUACGCAUAUACAUGUCUGUUCUGUCACUCAUCCUCUACAUCUUCACCAAAAUAUCUACAGAUAUCUUUUCAGGAGCAUUGUUUAUCCAGGUGUCGUUAGGCUGGGAUCUCUAUCUGUCCACAGGCAUACUGCUGCUGGUCACUUCUGCUUACACUGUGGCAGGUGGUUUAGCAGCAGUGAUCUACACUGAUGCACUCCAGACUUUGAUCAUGGUUGGGGGAGCCUUUGCCCUAAUGUUCAUAGCAUUCUCUAAAGUCGGCUGGUAUGAAGGCCUUGUGGACCGCUACAUGUCAGCUGUACCCUCGGUGACGGUCACCAACAGCACCUGCCACCUACCUCGUAGUGAUGCCUUCCACUUGUUCAGAGACCCGGUGUCAGGGGACUUACCAUGGCCAGGUCUGGUGUUUGGGCUCACUGUACUGGCUACAUGGGUCUGGUGUACUGAUCAGGUUAUAGUCCAGAGGUCUCUGUCAGCCAAGUCUUUGUCUCAUGCCAAAGCAGGCAGUGUGCUGGGAGGCUACCUGAAACUACUGCCCAUGUUCUUCAUCGUCAUGCCAGGCAUGAUCAGCAGAGCACUGUUCCCAGAUGAGGUUGGUUGUGUGGAUCCAGCAGUGUGUCAGAGAGUGUGUGGAGCUUCAGUUGGUUGCUCCAACAUCGCCUACCCUAAACUAGUGAUGGAGCUAAUGCCUGUGGGUCUACGUGGUCUGAUGCUAGCAGUGAUUUUUGCUGCGCUGAUGUCAUCUCUGACCUCCAUCUUUAACAGCAGCUCCACUCUGUUUACAUUGGACCUCUACCAUAGAGCCAGGCCUAAGGCUUCAGAGAUGGAACUCAUGAUUGUUGGAAGGGUGUUCAUUCUGGUCUUGGUGUGUGUUAGUCUCUUGUGGAUACCAGUCAUUCAAACAGCAAAUAGUGGACAGCUGUUUGAUUAUAUCCAGUCAGUGACCAGCUUUCUAGCUCCACCCAUUACCGCUGUAUUCCUAAUGGCUAUCUUCUGGCCACGUGCCAACGAGCAGGGUGCAUUCUGGGGUCUGACAACUGGACUAGUGGUGGGACUAAUCCGGAUGGUUCUGGAGUUCUCCUAUACAACUCCUUCCUGUGGUCAGCCUGAUCAUCGGCCUGCUAUCCUGGCUGACGUCCACUACCUGUACUUUGCUCUCAUCCUGUUGGCACUAACAUGUCUGACCAUUGUUGCUGUCAGUUUGGCCACUGCCCCAAUACCUAAACAACACCUGUACAGGCUGACCUGGUGGUCCAGAUAUAGCCAGGAGCCUCGGGUCGACCUCACGAGUCCCUGGAUGACCUCUGACCCAGUGAACCUUGACACUAGCUGUGACUCCGACCGCUUGCCAGAUUCCUGGUGGCGGAGAGCUGCUCUGUGGCUCUGUGGUCUGACUGGUCCCAGCUCUGGUCCUGCAUCUCCAGUGACUGAAAACAGCAAACUGAACUCCCUGCAGGAGGAGCCACUUUGGGGAAUAGUCUGCAAUGUUAAUGCUCUGCUACUACUGACUGUUAAUGUGUUUCUCUGGGGAUACUUUUCCUAAUCUGAAGGUUUAAUGAAAUCCUGAACAAGUUGUUAUCAGUAAAGUUAUACUAGGCAUUUCAUUCUUUGUUUAAUUUUUUUGAUGAAAUGGCUUGGUUGAGUGGUUCAACCAAUCAGCUCCUCUGUUGGAUUUGUCUUCUAUGCAACAAAAGACUUUAAGUGUCUAUUAAUGAUCAUGCUAUACUCCAAUUUAACUACUGACAAGCUCUUUAACUCACUUACAUGGUCUGUAAAUAAUCACUUCUUAAACACUGUAAAUAAUCAGUCUGUAAAUAAUCACCUCUUAAACACUUCUUAAACAUUCUCAAAAAGCCAUGAUUCCACACAUGUAAAUGUCAGUGAAUUCUUCAUCUCUCUCUGCACCAUCAGCACUGCUGGUGGCCACUACCUGAAUGACAUUUGUGCACUUAAGCUUCAUUUAUACUCCUGAGCGGACGCGUACAUGGACAGCUGCAAACACCACAGACAGGAAGUUGUUCUGUUUAUACUACCUUCUGGGGUCAGCUUGGAGGACGCAUUCCUCACAUGCACAGUAGAUUGCCAUCUACAGGAACAAAGAGUUGUGACUGCAUGGACCAGUGCAGUCCACGAGAAAAGACUGGAAAAAACUGAUUGACCCCAGGUCCGUUGUGGCCUCCUGGACUAUUACAUGCUUGCUCUUGGUGUGAUUUUUGUUGUUUGAUCACUCCUGGGGAG